Messenger RNA from Myiozetetes cayanensis, 832 nucleotides. It is a transcript of the gene IFI30, whose product is annotated as IFI30 lysosomal thiol reductase. Gene Ontology annotation, molecular function: oxidoreductase activity, acting on a sulfur group of donors, disulfide as acceptor. Gene Ontology annotation, cellular component: lysosome. The record is from RefSeq and is a predicted model, not a curated record. NCBI's taxonomy places the organism in Eukaryota, Metazoa, Chordata, Aves, Passeriformes, Tyrannidae.
GGGACGGGCUCGCUUCCGCGUCACCCCCGGCGUCCCCAUGGCCCCCGCGGUGCCGCUGCCCGCCCUGGCGCUGGUGGCCCUGGUGGCCCUGGUGGCCCCGGGGCUCGGCGUGGCCCCCGGGCUCGGCGUGGCCCCCGGCUGUGACCUCCCUACCCACCUCUGGUGCAGCUCGCCGGAGACCGCCGUCGCCUGCCAGGUGGAGAGCCGCUGCCCCGACCCGCCUCGCCCCGCGGCCGCCCCGGUGGAGCUGAGCCUGUACUACGAGAGCCUGUGCCCAGCGUGCUGGCAGUUCCUGGUGCUGGAGCUCUUCCCCACCUGGCUGCUGCUGCCCUCGGAGAUGCUGAACAUCACCCUGGUGCCCUACGGCAAUGCCCAGGAGAGGAACAUCAGCGGGAAGUGGAACUUUGAGUGCCAGCACGGCCCCGAGGAGUGUUUGGGCAACAUGAUCGAGACCUGCCUGAUGAACGAGGCCAAGAACUACAGCACCUACUUCCCCAUCAUCUUCUGCCUGGAGUCAGGUAGCUCCGUCACCAAGAACCUGGAGGCUUGCCUGCAGAUCUACGCCCCGGAGCUGGACAGGGGCCGCAUCGCCGCCUGCGUGCAGGGGGACACAGGGAUGACCCUGAUGCACCAAAACGCCUAACUGAACGAGGCACUCGACCCCCCGCACCAGUUUGUGCCCUGGGUCGUCAUCAACGGGAAGCACACGGAUGAGCUGCAGGCACAGGCAGAGGCCUCCCUGCUGGGGCUGGUUUGCCACCUCUACCAGGGGGAGAAACCCGAAGCCUGUGGGGGCUCAAAGGCCCCGAACCCUCUGGGCUGCAGGCGCUGA